This is a messenger RNA of Talaromyces marneffei, 1914 nucleotides long. RefSeq lists its product as uncharacterized. The transcript has a single exon. Gene Ontology annotation, biological process: negative regulation of phosphatase activity; negative regulation of transcription by RNA polymerase II. The record is from RefSeq and is a predicted model, not a curated record. Lineage: Eukaryota; Fungi; Ascomycota; Eurotiomycetes; Eurotiales; Trichocomaceae. Gene Ontology annotation, molecular function: phosphatase inhibitor activity; chromatin binding; transcription corepressor activity. Bases 1 to 1914 code for a protein of 637 amino acids.
AUGGCCGUCCGACACGCCAGUUUAGACGAAUUAGAGCGCCGCCGACUCGAGCUUGAAGGAAACAUUCAAAUCCUCCGCAAAUCCCUCUACGACUGGCGGCUCCGUGAAGCUGAGUAUGACGGACUCAAGGAUGAAAUAAAGAACCUACAGCAUGACUGCACGAGCGCCGAAAUCCUCCAAGUUGGUCUUGAAUAUGAGGGAACUGUUGUUGACGAGAAGGAAGUCAGGGAUAUUAUUGGCGAAAAACAAAACAUCAUGCGAUCCAGAGAUCAGGUCGUUUCGCAGAUCACUCGACGACUAGACUAUGUCAAGCAAAAUGUUGCUUCGUUAGAGAAACGACUAUCAGCUGCCGAGGCAGAGCUGGAUAGGUUAUUUUCUGUCGAACGCCCUGGUCCCAACGCCGCAACGGAGGAGUACGCCGUGACUGAGAUAUUCGAAGAACUAGAUGAGAAUGGAGAGGUUAUUUCUAGCAAGGUCUCGAAUCCCGCUGAUCGCGCCCCUGAGAUUAUGGAUAUGCUCAAGAAAGCCGGCGUAGAGGUUCCGCAAGGACAGGAGCCUGAAAAGAAAAAAGAUGACAAAGCGAAUGCAAAGGAAGAUGGCGACGCACAGAUUUUUGAUCAAGUUGCGCAUACACCUCCACAGAAUACGAGCAAUGCGGAUAUUACGGCCAACCAGGAACAAUCUAAGCCAGCCUCUACUGAAAUGGUCGUUCCUGCUGUUGCGGACUCCAUCACCGAUGGUUUCGAUGAUUCAGACUCCGAGCCGCCUGUCUUGGAGGUGAACGAAUCUCCCGAAGACGCAAAACUCCGCCGUGAGAUGCUUGAAUACAGUUUCCACGAAGUAGGAAAGGUUGUCGCUGAGCUCGAAAUGGACGAAGAAGGCAGCGACAUAUCUAUUGAUGAAGACUAUGAAUAUGAUGACGAUGAUGACUACGAAGAGGACGAAGACGACGAGUACGGACGUACAACGACAAAAGUUUUGACGGAUGAAUAUCAUCAACAGAUGAAGGAGUUGGAAGAGAGGCUCAAGGCUGGAGGGUUUAUCAACUUGGGUCCUGCUGGGAACGUUGAGGCGGAAGCGAAGGAAACAGCAGAAGCGGCAUCACGCGGAGGUGUUUUGAAAGUAACGGCUAUUAAAAGAGAUGCAAACAACGACACAACUCCUGAGGAGACUAACAAGCCUAAAAAGAGAGUUGCUUUUGCCGAAGAAUUGGAUAUUGCGCCAGAGUCGAAACGACCGGCCGCUCCAGCAGCAAAGGUUGAGCGAAAGAUUGAUGCUGUCAAAUCGGAGGUCGCCCCUCUUUCAGAGUCCAUUGUUGAGCGCUCUGCAUCGAAACCAAGCACAGCUAGUAGUAAAGAUACUACAGACACGGGCUUUACAAAGAAGACCUCGAGAUUCAAAUCUGCCAGGAAAGAUGGCACCCCAACACCAGGCGAUUCGACCACAGCUGGUAUCAGCCCCGAUCCCCAAGCGUCGAUUCUUAAAAAAUCAGAUCAGCCACCCGCCCCUUCAUCUAUUUCUCUCUUCCCUGCCAAACCCGAAGGACCAAAACCAUUCUCUCAGCCCAUCAUUGCUGGCGAUGUAUUUGCUUCUGCUUCAGCUAUCAAAUCUUCAAUGAACCGCGAAGCCCAACCACCCGAAGGCAAAAUCACCGCCGAAACACUCGUCGAGCGACCCGUCAGCGAAAAAACAAGCGUCCUGCCACCAGACCCAGACGAAAUAGACGAAGAGAUCCACCGCAAAGAAGUAGCUACUGAAUUCUAUCGUCGGAGGAACCUCAAGAUUCAGCAAAGUGGUGGCUUCUUGAAGGAUGACGAUGAGGACGAUGAAGCGGCUCAGCUAUAUGAGUUGGAUGAGAAUGAUCAGCCCAAGAGGAAGGUUAGUAAGUUUAAGGCUGCACGGUUGCGGUCUUGA